Molecule: messenger RNA, 719 nt
Organism: Chaetura pelagica (chimney swift)
Lineage: Eukaryota; Metazoa; Chordata; Aves; Apodiformes; Apodidae
Gene: SUSD3
Product: sushi domain containing 3
Exons: 4
Cellular component (GO): plasma membrane
Source: RefSeq, a predicted model, not a curated record
GGCAGUGCAGCCGCGUCUCCCCUCCCCAGCUGGGGACUCUGCAGAUCCUUCAGGGCAACGGCACGGCCCUGGGGACAGUGAUCACCUUCCAGUGCCCUGCUGAGCACCAGCUGGAGGGGCCGGGCGUCAUCUCCUGCGUCUGGGAAGGGAACAGCACCCGCUGGACAGCUGCAGUGCCCUCUUGCAAGCCCAUAUCAAAAUAUGAGACGUUUGGAUUUAAGGUUGCAGUGACUGCCUCCAUCGUGAGCUGUGCUAUCAUUCUGCUGAUGUCCAUGGCUUUUUUAACUUGUUGUCUCAUCAAGUGUGUGAAGAAAAGCGAGAGGAGGAGGACUCAAAGAGAUAUGCAGCUGUGGUACCAGCUCAGGACUGAAGAACUAGAGCACAUGCAAGCUGCUUACUUUGGUUUUAAGGGAAGAAACAAUAACAACAACACCAAGAAACUCAGGAAUAAAUCCGUAUUUGCUGAUGUGACUAACAUGGCAUAUGAUAACCAAGGCUUCUGCAGGUUCCAGGAGGAGUGGUCUCGGAACACCAGAGCUCCUGGGUGUUGCAAAGCUGAGGAUCACCCACCUGGGUUAGCCAGGAGCAGUCAAGCACCCGCCAAGCAGGCGGUGCCAGGACGCAGCCCCGUGGCCCCCGCAGCCACUGCCAUCCACGUUAUUGAAGUCUGGGGACAUAAGGAGAGUUACAACAGGCCAAGCUGCCAGGUACCUGGGUAG